UUCUGUCCUUGGAAAAUGGUGUCCAAGCUCACGUCGCUCCAGCAAGAACUCCUGAGCGCCCUGCUGAGCUCUGGGGUCACGAAGGAGGUGCUGGUCCAGGCCUUGGAAGAGUUGCUGCCAUCCCCAAACUUCGGGGUGAAGCUGGAGACGCUGCCGCUGUCCCCCGGGAGCGGGGCCGAGCCGGACACCAAGCCGGUCUUCCAUACGCUCACCAAUGGCCACGCCAAGGGGCGCUUGUCUGGGGAUGAGGGCUCGGAGGACGGCGACGACUAUGACACCCCUCCCAUCCUCAAGGAGCUACAGGCGCUCAACACGGAGGAGGCGGCGGAGCAGCGGGCGGAGGUGGACCGGAUGCUCAGUGAGGACCCUUGGAGGGCUGCCAAAAUGAUCAAGGGCUACAUGCAGCAGCACAACAUCCCCCAGAGGGAGGUGGUCGACGUCACCGGCCUGAACCAGUCGCACCUCUCCCAGCAUCUCAACAAGGGCACCCCUAUGAAGACCCAGAAGCGUGCCGCCCUGUACACGUGGUACGUCAGAAAACAACGGGAGAUCCUCCGACAAUUCAACCAGACAGUCCAGAGUUCUGGAAAUAUGACAGACAAAAGCAGUCAGGAUCAGCUGCUGUUUCUCUUUCCAGAGUUCAGUCAACAGAGCCAGGGGCCUGGGCAGUCCGAUGAUGCCUGCUCUGAGCCCACCAACAAGAAGAUGCGUCGCAACCGGUUCAAAUGGGGGCCCGCGUCCCAGCAAAUCUUGUACCAGGCCUACGACCGGCAAAAGAACCCCAGCAAGGAAGAGAGGGAGGCCUUAGUGGAGGAGUGCAACAGGGCAGAAUGUUUGCAGCGAGGUGUGUCCCCUUCCAAAGCCCAUGGCCUGGGCUCCAACUUGGUCACUGAGGUCCGUGUCUACAACUGGUUUGCAAACCGCAGGAAGGAGGAGGCAUUCCGGCAGAAGCUGGCCAUGGAUGCCUAUAGCUCCAACCAGACGCACAGCCUGAACCCCCUGCUGUCCCACGGUUCCCCCCACCACCAGCCCAGCACCUCUCCUCCAAACAAGCUGUCAGGAGUGCGCUACAACCAGCAGGGAAACAGUGAGGUCACUUCCUCCUCAACAAUCAGUCACCAUGGCAAUAGCGCCCUGGUGACCAGCCAGUCAGUUUUACAGCAGGUCUCCCCAGCCAGCCUGGACCCAGGCCACAAUCUCCUCUCACCUGAUGGUAAAAUGCAGAUCUCAGUCUCGGGAGGAGGUUUACCCCCAGUCAGCACCUUGACAAAUAUCCACAGCCUGUCCCACCACAAUCCCCAGCAAUCUCAAAACCUCAUCAUGGCCCCCCUCUCUGGAGUCAUGGCCAUUGCACAAAGCCUCAACACCUCCCAAGCACAGAGCGUCCCUGUCAUCAACAGUGUGGCUGGCAGCCUGGCAGCCCUGCUUCCUGUUCAGUUCUCCCAGCAGCUGCACAGCCCUCACCAGCAGCCCCUCAUGCAGCAGAGCCCAGGCAGCCACAUGGCCCAGCAGCCCUUUAUGGCGGCUGUGACUCAGCUGCAGAAUUCACACAUGUACACACACAAGCAGGAACCCCCCCAGUAUUCCCAUACCUCCCGGUUUCCAUCUGCAAUGGUGGUCACAGAUACCAGCAGCAUCAGUACCCUCACCAACAUGUCUUCCAGUAAACAGUGUCCUCUGCAAGCCUGGUGAUGCCCACACAUCACUUACUUUGUGCACAGCAACAGAACCCUGUUUUCCACACCAUCACCCUUCCGGGCGCUGUCAUGGAAAAGCCCAGUGAGCUGACAAGCACCUGCGAGAGGUCCCUGCUUACCUGACACCCUGCUGGUGCCUAGGACAAUCCACUCUCAGGAGGCCCGGCCGAAGCCCUGCUUCCCUUCUAUGCAGUAUUGUCACGAUGCCUCUCCCAAGAUGUCAAGUACUCCUGUCGGUCCUAGAGGUGGGAGACAAGAAACCGUGGAAGAGGAGGAGAGAAAGUGGUAGUGUCUACGCUGUGACCCUUCAUCGAACAAACUGAUGCAAAAACUUGAAUCUGUUACUGAAACGAGGAGAGGAGGACGUGUGCUAUUGAACUGAGCCAAACACACUGUAAAUAUGUGGAAACUCCCUCCCCACCCCCGUGCCAAAUGAUUUUGAGAUUUCUUUUAAAGAAGUAAAUUUGUCCAAUGGGUGUAAACUAUAAACUACUGUAAUUAAGUGCAAUUCCCCUCCACAUCCUCUCCCCUCUGCCUUGUAUAUAAUACCAAAGUAUCUAUUAGUUUUCUUUGUAAAGGUCAGAGUUGAAAUUUCAAAGGUGAUCUUCUUCUCUCUUCGUGGAGACACCCGAAGUGGGAAGUGAAGCCCCUCGCCCCUGCCCUCAAGCCUGGACACAGAGGGAAGGCCUACUUUGAACUGACUGCCAGCUAACUCUAAUCUCCUGAUACCAAGACUCACCUCUCAUCCCUGGAGGGGCUGAAUCGUGUCUGAGUAACAUCCUAGCCUUCUGUGGGGCUAGGGGUUCAACCAGUGCCCCCUCAAGACACCCCAAGGCAGGGAAACUGAUGUUUGAUAACAAAAGCAAAAGUUGCCAUCUCAGAAAUUCUCCUAUUAAAGCAAUUUAUUUUAUCACUGCC
Molecule: messenger RNA, 2615 nt
Organism: Tupaia belangeri chinensis (Chinese tree shrew)
Lineage: Eukaryota; Metazoa; Chordata; Mammalia; Scandentia; Tupaiidae
Gene: HNF1B
Product: HNF1 homeobox B
Exons: 9
Coding region: 16-1692 (558 amino acids)
Biological process (GO): liver development; positive regulation of DNA-templated transcription; pancreas development
Cellular component (GO): nucleus
Molecular function (GO): DNA-binding transcription factor activity, RNA polymerase II-specific; RNA polymerase II cis-regulatory region sequence-specific DNA binding
Source: RefSeq, a predicted model, not a curated record